AAUCCUUGCUCUUUCACAUUUCACAUUUCAUUACUCACUAUGCUGCUGCUAUUGAAAAUUCUAAUACUCUGUCUGGUCACACUGGCCUCGGCCUCGAUUCAUGACCUGCUGAGGAGCCGGGGCCUCCCGGCCGGGCUUUUCCCGAAGAAUGGGGUGAAGUCGUACGAAUUGAGUGAAGAUGGAUUGCUGCAGGUGUUUUUGGAGAGCCCGUGCAUGGCGAGGAUGGAGACGAGGAUUUGGUUCGAGAGCGUGGUGAGGGCGAAUCUCAGCUAUGGAGGGUUGAUGGGAGUUGAGGGGCUGUCUCAAGAAGAGCUGUUUUUAUGGCUUCCGGUGAAGGACAUCAUCGUGUAUGAUCCUUCCUCCGGCCUUAUCUUGUUCGACAUCGGCCUCGCUCACAAGCAGAUGUCUCUUUCUCUGUUUGAAGAACCUCCUCUUUGCUAUCCCACUUCUGUGAUGCUGGACCGCGGCUUGGGUUUGGAGCCCAGAGAGGAAUAAUGUCUCAUUUGUUUGCCUUUGUAGGCAUGCCAGAGAAGUUGCUCCGUACCCAAAGUCAAAGAUCGGUCUUGUCUCCCUUUGGUUAAGGAUGAAUGAGUCUCUCCCACUCAACUUCGGGACUGUUUUCUAAUAUACAUCUUUGUAGAAUUGUAAAAACAUGGAUGCUAACUGCAGAUUUUUUGAGAUGAAUGAAGAGAUUGUGGCUCUGAUUUUGUUCUA
This is a messenger RNA of Salvia hispanica, 714 nucleotides long. RefSeq lists its product as uncharacterized. Lineage: Eukaryota; Viridiplantae; Streptophyta; Magnoliopsida; Lamiales; Lamiaceae. The record is from RefSeq and is a predicted model, not a curated record.